CUGAAAGUCGAGGUGAUCCCAGCAACCAGCUAUGCGAUGGAGUAUUCCUCACUCCAAAUAACCUGCACUGCUUAUGAUGAGGCCAAUGUACAGAUACCAGAAAGCAUCCGAUUUAUUGAAGUAGAUGAUAUCUUGAAUGAGAAGAAUUUAACCGAUAAGGACAGCAACCUCAACUUUACAACAACGCGAGAAGACAGUGGUCGCAAGCUCAUAGUUACCAUGACAAUCCUCAACGUCACAAAAAAGUACGAGUUAGGAAGAGAUAAAAGUUACCGAUGCGUCGCAUACGCAGUGAACAUUAGUAGGCCCGCACAGUUUGUCUUCUCUAUAUUUGUAAUUCAAGAAAGUGACAUACCCAAAGUGACUGUCUCUAAUCUGACGGUGGAUCACUCCGUUCCCGCGACGAUUUUUUGCAACAUAACAUUCAGAGGAAGCCAAACCACAACACUGAAAAGUUUGUGGUUGUCCAAAGACGGCGAAAACCUGACUGACACUUUAAAGGAGGACGGAAUUUCAGAAUCCACUUCAUUGGUUCUCAAAAGUAUUAGCAUGAAAGAUGGAGGGAUGUAUUCUUGCAACUUGAAAGUCCUCCUUAAAGACAAGGUGCCUCGCGAAGUAAAAGAAACUAGCUCGCUCACAAUCACACCGUGGUUUGAAAGUAAAGAUAGAAAAACUGUUUUGAAGAAGUUAAGAGACGACCUAACUUUAGAGUGCGGUGCCAGAGGAUACCCUCUGAAGGUGGAAUGGAAGUUUAAGAGUGAGACAAACGAAACAGUUAAGCCUUGCAUAAAUUCUUCAACGGAUGAGCGUUACAAGGUGAGCCGGAGGGGACCUCACGAUCCCUACUCCUUGACCAUUACAGGCUUGAGCAAAGCUGACCUUGGAGUUUAUUACUGCUGUCUGCCAUCAGGCUGCUCUGAGAAGAUCAAUGAGGAUCAAUGUCAAAGCUUUGAAAUCGAUGAAAAAGUCACACCGUGGUUUGAAAGUAAAGAUAAAAAAACUGUCGCAAAGAAGUUGGGAGACGACUUAACUUUAGAGUGCGGUGCCAGAGGAUACCCUCUAAAGGUGGAAUGGAAGUUUAAGAGUGAGACAGACGAAACAGUUAAGCCUUGCAUAAAUUCUUCAACGGAUGAUCGUUACAAGGUGAGCCAGAAGGGACCUCACGAUCCCUAUUCCUUGACCAUUACAAGCUUGAGCAAAGCUGACCUUGGAGUUUAUUACUGCUGUCUGCCAUCAGGCUGCUCUAAGAACGUUAAUGAGGAUCAGUGUCAAAGCUUUGAAAUCGAUGAAAAAGGUGAACCAACUGCCGGAACAAUGUCUGUGGUUGCCCAUAACGUGUUCCUCAUCUCAGGUUUCUUUGUGGUGUCGCUUUUGAGAUUGUAGAGGACGGGGAAGCCCACGAAACAACUUGAACUUCACUCUUAACUUCGGCUGAUUUUCUUAUUAGGAGACGUUCACUGCUUCUGAACAUCACCAAUUCACGAUAAUUCCUAUACCGUCCUCUAAAUUUUUCGGUUGCGUAAAUUUGUUAAACUACCCCAGUUUUUGCCUAUUGUUUUAUUAGUCAUGUUAGUCUGCCGGUUACAACUAGUUUUCCAAAUUUUUUUCUUUGGCUAUUAACAACAAAAUAUUGGACCCAACUUUCAAACACUUCAAAUGUAAGCAAGUUUUCCUUGUUAUUAUUAGAUAUAAAGAGGUAAUUACAAUGUAGAAGUGCAGACCUCAAAGUCAAGUGACAGCCUUGCUAGUUAGUUCAUACCACCUUGCAUUCCCAGAUUAACAAAAAGCUGUGAACAGAAUCCAGAAUCCAGUACAGUGAGACCAUAAAGUAGAAUCUACAGUUAUGUUAAGUAAAAUAUAUUGUCUGAAUCAUUUCGCUUAUUUGAAGAAUAUUGGCUUCCUUAGUAAACAGUUAUACAUCCAAUAGAUGUCAUUACACAAAAUUCACCGUAUUAUUUGUUACGAACAAGAGUUUGAUGAAAUUUUAUGAGCUCAAAGGUGUAGAAAUAAACUACCGAAGAAAUAAUAAACUCUAGUAUAUUACUCAA
Pocillopora verrucosa is the source of this 2048-nucleotide messenger RNA. Lineage: Eukaryota; Metazoa; Cnidaria; Anthozoa; Scleractinia; Pocilloporidae. The record is from RefSeq and is a predicted model, not a curated record.